AUGCCUAAACGACCGAAUGCAUCCCCGGGGGACCACUGGGCAAAGAGGCAGCAGACGGGGGACCUGAGAAAAAAUGACGAAUCUGUCAAUAGCGCCGAGGCAUCAGAUCAAGCGUUGACAUUGCUUGCAGAACAGGCGGAUGAGCUCGUAGAUUGUCUUCAAUCCUUGAAGCGCCAGUUUUCACAGAGCAAGAACCCUUCAGAGCUCCGGCUUGGAAGUGUAAAAUCACGACUGUCUCGAUUGACCAAGCAACUGCUUCCUUCAUUUCAGAUUAUCGGAUCUCUUGAGGAGCCUGAGCCUGAGACUCCCCAGCCCAUAAUUGAGACAACACCAACGGCGUCGGUAGUCACCCAUGACACUUCUGGCAUACCCUUGCUCUCUAAUAUCAGGGUGACACCAUGGACUUCUUCGGAGAUUCGGCAAGAGUGGCCACCUCUACCUCCUAUUUUGGACCCUAAACUUACUGAAGAGGUAUUCACGCAUCCCGGACUUGGAUUGAACAACUAUGAGCGCCUAGAAUGGCUAGGCGAUGCAUAUCUCGAGCUUAUCGCGAGCUCUCUCAUUCACCAAACAUUCACGCAGUUGCGUUCUGGGGCUUGCUCUCAACUCCGCGAGAGAUUGAUUCGGAACGUCACUCUCGCCGAGUACUUUCGACACUAUGAAAUGUCUCAGUGGGCCAAGCUUCCGGGUGCCUUUGGUGAUUACAGGGGUCACGGGCGAGGCAGGUCAAAGGAUAAAGACUUGGUCAAGACACAGGCCGACAUGUUCGAAGCCUAUGUCGCGGCCGUCAUUCUCUCGGAUCCUCAACAAGGCCUUACGAAAGUGGUGGAGUGGCUGAAAACACUCUGGGGUAGGACUAUCAAGGAAGAUAUCUGCAAGGCCGAAGCAGCAAAAAAGCGAUCAGAAGCUCAACCAACAGCGGCGGAGGUGACAAGCUCAAAUGCAAAGCAGCAGCUGAGCGUGAAAAUCGUAGCUAAAGGGGUUACGAUUGACUACAAGGAUCUCCCUGGCGAGAAGAAGGACAAGAAUCUUGGACUACCUCUGUUUACUGUUGGAGCAUAUCUUACCGGCUACGGCGAGGUUGGAAGACUAUUGGCAGUUGGCACAGCCCUAAGCAAAAAGGAUGCUGGACAAAAAGCAGCUGAGACGGCAUUGCAGAACAAGCGACUGAUCCAGGCAUACGAGGAAAAGAAGAGGCAGUAUAUGCAAGCUAGAGACGAGAGUUCGGUUGUGAACGGCCUUUUAUCUGGGUGGUGA
Trichoderma aggressivum f. europaeum is the source of this 1257-nucleotide messenger RNA. RefSeq lists its product as uncharacterized. The transcript has 2 exons. The record is from RefSeq and is a predicted model, not a curated record. Bases 1 to 1257 code for a protein of 418 amino acids. Lineage: Eukaryota; Fungi; Ascomycota; Sordariomycetes; Hypocreales; Hypocreaceae. Gene Ontology annotation, molecular function: ribonuclease III activity. Gene Ontology annotation, biological process: termination of RNA polymerase II transcription; U4 snRNA 3'-end processing; rRNA processing. Gene Ontology annotation, cellular component: nucleus; nucleoplasm.